CCCGCUUCGCUGUCCGUCCGGCCGCUUGAAAUAGGGGGAGGGGCGACGGAGCGAACGAGAGCGAGAGUUUGCGCCGCAGGAGAGGAGCGAGAGGCGGAUUGAUCCGGGCAGGGUGGGCUUGGCGAGGAACGUGUGCCCGAGCCUUUCCUUCCUCGGACGCUUCGCUGGUUGCUGCCGGCGAGCCUCAGGACUGCUCUCCGAGCGAGAGUCUCCGGAGCAGCAACUUGGAGAGCUGCUCCAAAAUCUGCAAAAAUUCUCUGCUGCAAGGAAACCAGAGUGAUGUCAUCAGAAGAUGAUACUGGUGGGGAGGCACCCACUGGCAGUUUCUGGGAGCCUGGCAACUACAAGCGGACAGUGAAGCGGGUGGAUGAUGGCAGCCGGCUGUGUAACGACCUUGUCUCCUGCUUCCAGGAGAGAGCCAAAAUUGAGAAGAGCUAUGCACAGCAGCUAACAGACUGGUCCCGCAAAUGGAGGACUGCUGUGGAGAAGGGCCCUCAAUAUGGCACACUGGAAAAAGCCUGGCAUGCAUUCCUGACAGCUGCAGACAAACUUAGUGAGAUCCAUCUGGAAGUACGGAACCGCCUGGCUGCUGAAGACUCGGACAAGAUUAAGGCCUGGCAGAAGGAAGCCUACCAUAAACAGAUGAUGGGCGGCUUCAAGGAGACAAAGGAAGCAGAGGAUGGAUUCCGCAAGGCCCAGAAGCCCUGGGUUAAAAAAUUGAAGGAUGUGGAAACUUCGAAAAAGAAUUACCAUAGUUCUCGUAAGGAGGAAAAGACGGCACAGACACGUGAGAAUCAUGCCAAAGCCGAUUCCUCUGUGUCGCAGGAGCAGAUGCGUAAACUGCAGGAGCGUGUCGAGAAGUGUGCUCAAGAAGCAGAGAAGUGCAAGGAUCAGUAUGAGAAAAUGCUGGAUGAGCUGAAUCGCUACAACCCUCGGUAUAUGGAGGACAUGGAACAGGUCUUUGAGGGCUGUCAGGAAGCAGAAUGCAAACGGCUGUGUUUCUUCAAAGAGAUGUUCCUGGAUCUGCACAACCAUCUGAACCUGUCUACCAAUGAUAGCUUCCAUGCACUUUACCGGGAUUUGUAUCAGGGAAUAAUGGCUGCAGAUGACCAAGAGGACCUGAAGUGGUGGCGUCAAACCCAUGGACCAGGCAUGGCUAUGAACUGGCCUCAGUUUGAGGAAUGGUCUUUGGAGACACAGAGGGCAAUCAGCAAGAAGGAAAAAAGUGGGAAAAGCAGUGAAGAUGUGACUUUGACUAGCAUUGUGCCUGCAGGUGAUGGUGUGAAACAGACCCCUACACCGACAAAGCAAAGGUAUUCAUGCCAGGAGGAGCAAAACAGUCACUUCUAUGAUACCCUGAAGGCCUCGGCCUGUAUGAAUGGAGGGAAAGAAGAAAUCUCAGAGUGGUCGGAUGAGGACACUCCCAAGAAGCGCCCAGAGGUCAAUGGGCAUGAGGAUGACAUAAAGGUACCAGGCGUGCGGGUGCGAGCACUGUAUGAUUACGCAGGACAAGAGGCUGAUGAGCUGAGCUUUAAAGCAGGUGAAGAGCUCAUGAAGAUCAGUGAAGAGGAUGAACAGGGCUGGUGCAAAGGCCGGCUUCAGACCGGUCAGGUUGGACUAUAUCCUGCUAAUUAUGUUGAGAAAGUCAUUUCAUGAUUGCUUCCUCCCUUCCCGCUUAAGGUGUGCACCCUGCAAGCAUUUUCUCCAGAGGUCACCAAAUCAUUGGCCUCCAACUUGCGUCAAAAACCAUGAAAAGAAUCUGGAACUUUCUGAGGACACUCUUAUUGUAACCAAUGCUUCAUUUUAAACAUCUAGAAUUAUGGUGAUGAUUUUUUUUCUAAUAAAGUUAUAUAAAAUUUUCUGAA
Messenger RNA from Lacerta agilis (Sand lizard), 1865 nucleotides. RefSeq names its product protein kinase C and casein kinase substrate in neurons 3 (gene PACSIN3). Gene Ontology annotation, cellular component: plasma membrane; cytoplasm; endosome. Gene Ontology annotation, molecular function: phospholipid binding; protein binding. The record is from RefSeq and is a predicted model, not a curated record. Gene Ontology annotation, biological process: cytoskeleton organization; regulation of endocytosis; plasma membrane tubulation. The transcript is spliced from 11 exons. The coding region runs from base 280 to 1656 and encodes 458 amino acids. Lineage: Eukaryota; Metazoa; Chordata; Lepidosauria; Squamata; Lacertidae.